GAUCCCCGGACAGUUGUGUUCAGUUCGUCCGAAGCGACGGUUACGGUUCGAUUUUGCCACCUAUUUAUAAAAAAAACUUUUUUUUCGGAACUUCCGAGAGUGAGUCUACAGAGGAAAGCAGCACAGAAUGAGCGCUCCAUCGGGAAUGUUGUCCAAUCUGGCCGAGGUGGUCAAGGAGGCCAAGGAUGAGGAGAUUCAGGUGCCCAAGUCCAAUGACUUCUUCGAGUCGAAGGCCUUCCGCCUGCUCACCCUGGUGCUCUACAUGGGCGGCGUUAGCGGCAUGGGUCUCACUUUGGCGGUCUACUACCUGUUCAUCUGGGACUCACGCAUGCCGCCGCUGCCCGUGUUCAAGCACACGCAUCCAAUUGGCUAGGAUCAGAUGGCCAGAAAAACAGCCGCCAGCCAUAUUGUUCUCCCAUCGACAUCAGUGACCAGAUUCGG
Messenger RNA from Drosophila suzukii, 441 nucleotides. RefSeq names its product inaF-B (gene inaF-B). The record is from RefSeq and is a predicted model, not a curated record. NCBI's taxonomy places the organism in Eukaryota, Metazoa, Arthropoda, Insecta, Diptera, Drosophilidae.